Messenger RNA from Hirsutella rhossiliensis, 2037 nucleotides. Its product is annotated as spindle poison sensitivity protein Scp3. Bases 1 to 2037 code for a protein of 678 amino acids. Lineage: Eukaryota; Fungi; Ascomycota; Sordariomycetes; Hypocreales; Ophiocordycipitaceae. The record is from RefSeq and is a predicted model, not a curated record. Gene Ontology annotation, biological process: protein polyubiquitination. Gene Ontology annotation, molecular function: ubiquitin protein ligase activity; metal ion binding. The transcript has 3 exons.
AUGCUCAGCAGCGCCUGCGCCGCCGCCGCCGCCGCCGCCGCUACUUCUGCCGCCGCCGCCGCCGCCGCCGCCGCUGUGCCUCCUCCUCCGCCUCACCUUCGACCUCCUCUCACCACCACCGCCAGCACCACCACCACCACCACCACCACAACAACUACUACACCUCUAACUUCUCCUCCUCCUCGACUUCUCCUCUCGCCGCCUCUUCCCUCUGCCACCAGACGGCGCUCGCCGCCGCCGCCGCCUCGACACCCGAUCCCCGCCGCCUCCACGACGACGAUGCCCGAGUUUCGCCACAUGCGCAGCGGGAGCCUCAGCAUCCCCGCUGCCGCUGCUGGCCCCGGCGCUGCCCAGAUGAUGGCCCGAAGUCCUCCCAGUGCGUCGUACCGCCUCGCGCCCGCCCUUGCCCCCGAUACCUCGCACGUCCCCUGCAAAUUCUUCCGCCAGGGCGCAUGCCAGGCCGGCAAUGCCUGUCCCUUCAGCCACGACAUUGGCGCCUCGGCCGAGACGGUCUGCAAAUACUUUGCAAAGGGCAACUGCAAAUUCGGCCCCAAGUGCGCCAACGUCCACGUUCUCCCCGACGGCCGUCGCAUCAACUACGGCAAAAACGGCGUCACCAUCGGCGCCGCGCCCGUAAACCUCGCCUCGAGGGCUUCUCCCGGCUCCGCCUCCCCGACCUCGGCCUCGGCCACCGCCUACAGCCACGGCGCCUCGGCCAGCGCCCUCACCUCGUCCCUCUACCAGUACCCGCCCGACGACCGCCAUGUCUCCCAGCACCAUGCCCACCACGGCCUCGACAGUGCCAUCCCCGCCGUCGACAUGCCCUAUUCCCACUCCAACUACGACUCCCCGCGCGACGACGACGCCGCUCGCCUCGGCUUCGGCCGCUCUCCUGUCAACGGCAAGGGCCUGUCGGUCCUCGACGCCCCCCUGCCCUCGUCGUUCGACUCCAACGGCAUCUCCAACGCCGCCCGCUUCCCCUCGGCCCCAUGGCCCUCUUCCGUCCCGUCCAAGUUUGGCCUCGACUCGCCCACCUUGUCUCUGAGCAGCGCUCGCGAGUCACCGCGCACCUCGGAGACGCUCAAGCUGCUGCACACGUCGGCCUUUGGCUCCUCAGAGCACCUCGCCACCCCCACCGCCAGCAGCCCCCCCAACUCGCAGCCCGCCAACGGCGACGAGUACUUUGGCAAGCGAGCUAUGCACUCGUCCAGGUACGCAAAGCCCAGGAUGCUGAGCGCCAGCCUACCCAAGGCCGCCUCGGUCGACCGCGACUGGGAGGCUGGCUUUGCUUUUGGCGACGACGGCGACAAUGUGCCCGAAAACUACGUACCCGAGAACCUGCAGGACCUUUUGACCCCCGCCGAAAAGGCCCGCCGUGGCUCCAUGCGCGCCGACAGCGACCCCAGCGUCGACGGCCUAUCCAAGUACGGCAGCCCCCUCGGCUCGAGCCCCAGCCGAUGGGGCCCCCUCUUCCAGCGCCAAAAGGAGGAGGAGGACGCGACGCGAGCCGCGAGGACCGCCGGCUCCGCCUUUGGCCACGUCGGGAGCCCUCUGCGGAAGUCGACGCUGGCCCAGGAAAUGGGCGACGGCUUCAAGGGCCACGCCGCCGCCGCCUCGCGCCCCUCUGCCUCGCGCGCCUGCAGUGAGUCCAUGUCGGCCCUGUCCCAGCAGCUCCAGCGCAGCCGGCUCGAUGACGGCAUGGGCGGCUCGAGCCCGCUGCUACAUCCCACGACGGCGCGGAUAUCCGGCGGUGGCAUGGGCGCCAUCGGCAAGGACCGCACCAUGGAGCGCCACGUCUCGAGCGGCAGCGUCGGCUCGUCCAUGACGGGCCGCUUCACCACGCCCAUCGACGAGGAGGACCCCGCCUUUGUCUUCAGCAUGGACGUCGACGAUUCUGGCUCGGCCCGUGUGCGCAAGCGCGCCUCGGCCGGCUUAGCCCUGGGCGGUCUGGGCAGCUAUGCCGGAGCUGCGGCCGGUAAGGGCGCCCACAGCAACUCCAAGGAUCCCAGAGACGCGAUGCCGAUCGACGGGCGAUGA